AUGCGCCUUCAGAAGGCACUUCUUGGCUGGUCCAUCGUCAUCCGUUCAAUCCUCGGUGCAUUCGCUGGUAGUGCAGGAAAUAUCAAGCCAGAUUUGUCCCGGGGCACACCAUCUCUUGAGAACCAGCUUCGUCGAGAUGCAGAGGACUUCUUAGCCGCUCUUACGAGGUCGCAAGUACAUUCAGUGAUCGCACAUGCACCUAGAUUACGGGCAGCACGGCAAGUUGGCGAUGCUUCAAGAUUCGACCCGAUUGCAUGGGAGACUGCGACCGAACAAGCAUGCCAGACAGCCCUAGGCGCUCUUCAAGGAAGAGCCUCUAACCCUUCGGGAAUAGCGGUGUGCUACAACCUGCCCUCUCUUGACAAUGUUACUGGCAUCUUCCAAGCCGAGAUGCGUAUGUACAAUAUCACGCCGCCUACAGGACCAUGGACCGGCAUAACCAGCCAAGACAUCAGCUUGACGCUGUCGUAUCUGGAUGCUACCGUGCAAGCUACCGAAGGCACGCUCAUCAAGCGCGAAGACAUCCCUUUAUCUCCCAUCAAAUACAAACACAAAACACAGCUUUUUAAAAGGCAGGACCGAGGCCUUUCUAGGAUUGAGACUAUGAACUACGUGGGUCAGAUCAACAGCACCUUGAUGAGUUCUGGGAUGAGCGAAACACAGUUGCAGUCUGUCCUUGCACCAGCUAUCCGCCUGACCGCCGUGUCUCCAGGAACUGGUGAAGAGGUGACCGCCACUCUCUCCUCCACAGAAGCGUCGUUUCUCAGUGGCGCACUUGCAAAACUAGCUCUUACCCCGACGGAUGCUGCAACUGCCGCCGCCUCACCUUUUGUUCUACCUGGCACCUCGCUGGGUGUGUUUCCCGUAGGACUCAUCGUAACUAUGGCCUGGGUUGUGGGGUUUGCAGGAGCCGUAGGGUAUGGCACCAUUGGCCGUAUCCGCUUCAGAGAUCAAUACAGGCGUCGGAAGAAGAGUGAGCUCGCAAUGGGGAUGCGAAUGUUGUGA
Coniosporium apollinis CBS 100218 is the source of this 1005-nucleotide messenger RNA. RefSeq lists its product as uncharacterized. The record is from RefSeq and is a predicted model, not a curated record. NCBI's taxonomy places the organism in Eukaryota, Fungi, Ascomycota, Dothideomycetes. The transcript is spliced from 2 exons. The coding region runs from base 1 to 1005 and encodes 334 amino acids.